AUGGCAAGCAAGCAGCUUUGCUGCAGGGUUGUCCUUCGAACUGAAGCCUUGCAGUCUUACGUCCUGCGCAGCUGCAUAGAGCUCCGAAGCCGAAGGCGACUGCAGGCCUACUGUAACUUACACGUCUUCUCUGGAGCAUAUCAUGACGGCCGGCAUGGUUGCAAGAGCCGCGUCCUGAACUUUCCGCAUCGUUGUGCACCCAAGUUCUGGAGGCUUGCGCAGAUGAUUGCGAACUCACGACAGAAAACGCUCGUGCUGGUAUCCAGAGGCACGGGAUAUCGAGCAGCCAUUGACGUAUUGCGCCAAGCAGCAUCUCGAGCGUUUCCCCCGUUUGAGGUAGCAUCAACAGAGAAGCUUGCAGAGUUUAAUUCUGCAGCGAAUCUCAGAGGUGAGCUUUUCCCUUGCAUGGUUGCUGAUUCCAGCCAAUGUGGCGAAGGCGUCUCAUUUCGAACAGUCCGGCAGCUUUUCCUGCUUGACGUGCCCCCGACCCCAACAUCACUGGUGCAGAUUUGUGGGCGCGCAAGUCGGAUGUUGGGACAUGAAGAGCUGCCCCCGAAAGAGCGGACUGUGCGGGUGCAAAUCUUUAUCGCAACAUUGCCAGAGUGGGCAAGGCAGCCCUUGGGUCACUGGUGUUUACUCGCUGCAGCCCGAAAGGGUCGGACUGGAUGCAGCUUUGAGAGGCGCGCCCGCGCGUUGUUUUCACCACUUGUCGACAAGGUGGGUGACCUCAGGAAGCUGAAGGGAAGGCUGGUCCAAAUCUGCAAGAAGAAGGCUUCCCAGUUGCAGCCGCGCAGCCUCGAGGAGCCUGCGCACUUAACCGCUUCAAUGUUUGACGGUGGUUUUUGGGCGUACAAGGGCUUGAAACGUGUGGUGACUUUGGUGCCAAUGACUGUCAUGGCGAAGAUGCUGGGACUCGCCUUGCUGGCAGCUGCCCUUUCCUGUGUCAUGUCAACAGACAUGGACACUGCCCUGGCUGCCGAUGCUGAGUGUGGCCCUGGCGAGGAAUGCGCCCUCAAUGCCUUGCAGCAAAAGGCAGUGGUUGCGCAGUUGCAGUCAGAGGACUCUGUGGAGAAGUUUGCUGCAGCCCUGGAGGAAGGCGAUGAGGAAGCAGAGGCCGAGGCACAGAGCUUAGCUCAGAAGAAUUCGGACGAGUGGGCUCCACCCCCUCCACAGCCUCAGCCUGGCUACAACCCGUACUGGAACAGCAACCCGUACGGCGGCUCUCCGAGGCUUGCCGAGAAUCUCCUUGCCAGCAAGUUCUGUGAAGAGUUCUUUUGUAUCACCAGCUCGGAGGGAGAUCACCCAUCCUCCCGCCUCUACUGA
Molecule: messenger RNA, 1323 nt
Organism: Symbiodinium natans
Lineage: Eukaryota; Dinophyceae; Suessiales; Symbiodiniaceae
Source: the annotation of a GenBank genome assembly